This is a messenger RNA of Styela clava, 3862 nucleotides long. The record is from RefSeq and is a predicted model, not a curated record. Lineage: Eukaryota; Metazoa; Chordata; Ascidiacea; Stolidobranchia; Styelidae.
UACAAUCAUGAACAGUCACGCCAGAGGUACGGUAUACCAGGUACCAUGUACCGGUACCGCAUUGAGGUCAGACAAUCCAGUCUACGAAAUGACAACCAUGUUCACCUUUUUAAUGCCUGGCUUUAUUUUUUGCAAAAAGAUUUACACAAGAACUUAAUUUUUUUAACACGCCUGCAAUUAAAUAGGGUACGGUACCGUGCCCGGUAUUUGAUGGCUGGAUUGAAUUAUGAAUUUCUAUCCUAUUCAUGUCAUCAUUCUUAGGUUCUUGCUUCUUGUUGUUCGACAGUACAGCAGUGUGACAAAGUUAGGAACUUGCGUUAAAUCAUGUAUCUGUACGGUACCGGUAACUGUAUAAAUAAAUGCAUAUGUUUAUGACUAGCCACCACUCACGCAACCGCUUGUCGGUUACAGCUUCCUUCAUUGUCAAGUCCAUGCUCAAUGGAAUGACAGAAUGAUAACCAGACGAGAGGCCGUGGUUCGCCAUAUGGCUGUAUGGGAAUUUGUAAGCACUGAAAUAUCUACCUGCCUACUUCAUAAUUUAAGUCCUCUAAUGAACCAGCAUUUGCCACAUGAGAAUGGUGGACAAAAUAAGUGUCGAUUCAGUAAGCAAAAUAUCUGGUCAACAGCGGCAGGAAGACUGCGAAAUAGGGAAAUAUUUGGGGUCUGUAACAUGAGCCGUAGGUCUCGACAUGAUAAUUUCAAAAAGAAAGUUUUUACACGUCUUCCAAAGCGUCUAGCUAUGCCUUUGACAUCUUUAGUGGAUGAUGUAACAUUGCAGGAUGAAGCCCAUAUAUUCUUGGGAUUCAGUAGCUGUGACAGAUUUCUGAUUUCAUACACUGAAAGAAUAGAAGAAGCCAGUCAUACUGGAUUUCUUUCACAUAUUUAUACAUUGCAUUGGUGGCUUUUUAACCCUGGAAUGAAAGCAUCAAAGAUUGGAUCAGUUCGUCUCUUUUCAAAUGAGGAAAUUGAAUACUCUCUGUAUUUGUGCUAUGCAGAGUGGCCGAAUUUGAAGUCACAAGUAAUUGUCUAUGGUUGGAGGAAAUUCUCGGAGAGUUGUUACAUCUCUAUUGUUGCUGUUCCUCCCACCGAACCAUGCAAGCUAUGCAAUUUUCUCUGUACUAACUCAAAUAGCGAAAUUGAAGAACAGACUGAUGUAAUGAGUCAUAAUCGAUGCACAGAGCAUGGCUUUGCUAUGCAUUUCAAACAAGCUUCUGGGGCAUCACAACUUGGUGUUUUAAACACGAGCAGCUUGAAAAUUGACGGGAUCAUGAUUUUGAACAUUGGCCAUUCAAUUGCUGUAAUUAGCACUGGGAUUGUUUCAGAAGAUUUAGAUGUUGAGCUUUUACCACUAAGUUCAAUAAAAAGAGCAGCUUGUGAAGACAGCAUAACAGACAAUGAGUUGACUGAAGUUGUUGAUAAUGUAAUACUCACCGAAGACACCUUUACCAAUAGUGAACCUGGACGAUUUGAAUCAAAAGAAAAGCAAUGCAAACUUCAAAAUGAACUUAAAAUUUAUGCCAGACCAGAAAGGUCUGUUCCACCUGACAAACUUUUGUCAGCCAAAUCAGCUUUGUUUGUGCCACAUGAAAAUUCUUCACCAUCAGCAAACAGACUUAUCAAGACAUCUGUUUAUGAUAUUGACAGCGAUGAUUCUGAUAGUUUUGAACGUAUUUCACUUCACAUUGCAAAAGUAGAAAAUAAGGAAAAUAUUGCAAAAUGUACUUGUUGCAGAUCUGUUACUACGCAAUGUCAACAGUUAGAGUUUGAAAUGUCACUUAGCAGUGAUCCCUAUUUUGAUCCAGAGCCCAAAAGCAUUGUGCUUGGCAAGAAAUCGCGAAUAACUGAUACAAAAUCUUCUCGCACAGAUGUAAAACGUCUGGCUGAUGGAUGUUGUGGGAGCAGUCUUGAAAAGCAACCAACUAAACCAAACUAUUCAAAAUGUUCAUGCAAGCCAUACUUGAACAACCAAGCCAAAGUUACCUCACAUUUCAAUAACUGUGAUUGCGACUGUGCCAAAUACUCAGAAUAUGGUGAUUCUGCAAAAUAUUCUUUAUCCUUCUCAUCUUCUAUGCAUGUGAGUGAUUUGGACAACUGUGUGAAUUCUAGUGCAAGUCCUGCAAUAAAAACGUCCAAAACUACAUUUUUGUCUCCAUCAACUAAGUCUACCAUCUUAGGCAUUUCCAACAUAAAUAAAAGUCAGAAUAACUUAGAGUUACCUCGAUCGGAAUUGAAUUUUGUUACACCGAGUCCUACUCCCAGUGAAUGCAGUAGCAGCAUCCAUUGUUCGACAGAUUCUAAUCAUUUUCAGUCAAGCAAUAAAAACAUUGAUGGUGGUAAGAAUUCUGAUGGACUGGUUUCAUUUUCUGAAUGCUUGUAUGGCUCGAUACCCUUAGAAAAUAUAGAUGAUCCUUUGUCGGCCAGUGAAAACAACUUAUUUUACUGUUCUAUGUUUUGUCAAGGCUCGGGAGGAGAGGUUUUGCAUCCAGUUAAGAAAGGUCUGGGGCUUGUUCAAGCUUUCAGUCAGCAUUUAGUGCUUGAUUUAGAACAUGUUAUCUUUGAUAUUUUGCGCACAAGAUGUUAUAUGACCUAUAAAUUUGGCUAUCUUGUUGACUACGAAGCCAACGUUAUGGAUGUUUGCAGUGACACAAAAUCAGUUGUUAUUCACAUAGUGGCCUUACUUAAUGUAGCAAAACACAGAAACAAAACAAUAUCGGAGAUCGUAUCAAGUACAGAAAAUGUUGGAUCAACUUUACAACAAGCAGAAUUUAUUUUAUGUUGGAGUCUGCACACCGGUCGAUAUGAGGUUGUGGUAGCAAGACCUAUAAAACCAUAUAAUGAAAAAGAACAUGGUGAUUGGAAAGGUGAUUGGAUUGUUAAAAUGGAUUCAAAUAUUAAGCAGCAAUGUGCGAUUCGAACUAAUACAUACAGAUCUGUCUACAUUCUGGAUAACUCUGCAGUGUUUCGACAACAUUCCCUUAAUGUUUUAUGGAAUUGUGACAAAACAAUUGCUGUAACAAAAUAGCUAUAAAUAUUAGUCAAUUCGUUUUCAAUCCUUCCAUCAAUGCUUCAGUAUAGAAUAAUAUGCUGUUUUUAAAAUGUUGGUUGCAUUUCAUUUAUAUUUUAUAAACAACUGUUUUUAAUUUCAUUUAUACAGGGAUACAUAACAAACCAUAGGCCUUUAUUGUUUAUGAAUGCUUCGCAGCAAUGUAUUCCGAUUCAUAAAAUGAUUAAUAGCAUAAUUUCAAAUGACAAUACAGUCCAAUCAGGGAAAUCAAAAUGCCGGACUUGAGUGCUUCGAACAUAUCCCAUAAUAAUAAAUAUUUGAAACAAAUAUAAAAAUGACACAUUCUAUUGAUAUUUAUUACGAGCAAAGUUUGACAAUAUUUAUUUUACUAAUUUCUUAAGGAACCAAUGACUUUUUUUCAAAUUUAAAAUUAAUGAUAUUAAUCUCACACUAAAAUUUAUAGAAAUGAAUGAAAACAAUGAAUGUCAUCUUUUUCAAGUUUGAAUCCAACUGUUUAAAAGUUUUGCGUUUUGACGAUCGUUUUGAAGUUCUACAUUCUUCAAAGUUUUUUGUGUUCAUUUUUUUCGACUCUUUUUUUAUACAAAUUUUUUUUGAAUGUGUUUGAGUCAACGAGUCAUUGUCAUGUCCUGGUCAUUAGUCUGAUUAUAUGCUAAUUUAGACGGCAAUGAACCUGGAGUAAAUGAAAAAAAUUACAAUCGUUUGUCAAAAUCCAGGUUGCAAAAUCUUUUAGCGUUUCAGACAGUACUAUCGGCACCGUUUCACAAUCUUCGCUUGGUAUUGUACUCGCCAUCUUUGAAAUAGGAUAGGAUUUACAUAUUUAUCCCGGGGGAGAGGAAA